This is a messenger RNA of Ruditapes philippinarum (Manila clam), 921 nucleotides long. RefSeq lists its product as uncharacterized. The transcript is spliced from 2 exons. The record is from RefSeq and is a predicted model, not a curated record. Bases 63 to 905 code for a protein of 280 amino acids. Lineage: Eukaryota; Metazoa; Mollusca; Bivalvia; Venerida; Veneridae. Gene Ontology annotation, molecular function: protein binding.
AUCAGUAAGGUUUUGUGGUGUUCUACUUUAAUUAAGGUCUUAGUCGUAAAGGGUUUACAAGGAUGGAACUUAAAACUGCAUGCGCAUGUUUUCUUGUAUUUAGUUUACUUACUUACCAAAAUGUCAACGCAUCUGAUAAAGAUGUAUUCAAGAUUCUUUUUGAACGGAUUGAUAGGCUUGAAAUAAAUGACGUUGCCAAUAAACGUGAAAUAGCUUCAUUGAAAGCAGAAAUAAAAUCUUUGAAAAUAAAUGCACUGGAGACAGAAAACGGCCUCAUUAGUGAAAUCAAAGAACUGAAAUCGAGGCUUCUUGAUAGCGAAGUCAAACAGAGAGCAAUGGAAAAUGGUCUAGAGAUGAAUGACAGUGAUACACAUCCUUCUAAAGGCAGGCAAUCUGAAGGUGAUGCAGCAACAUUCAUUCAACAUGCCAGCAAAGUAGAGAGGAAAUCGGUUACAGUUCGGGAGGCGGUUGAGAACGAAGUCGCAUUUUACACCACCCACUCACAACACGACGUUCAACAUCUUGGACAGAACCAAAUUAUUGUAUUUGAUCAGGCAGUCACAAACGUUGGAAAUGCAUACAGUUCACAGCGAGGCGAAUUCGUCGCACCAGUUGAUGGUACAUAUGUUUUCCACGUCACUAUGAUGGGCAAAGAUGUUCAUGCAGUCACAAGUAAGCACUUCAACGCCUAUAUAGAUGUUAGUGGAAAGCCAUAUUCACAGCUUUGGGUCGAACCUUAUCAACAGUCUUCGCAAAUGUUUGUCAUCAACUUAACUGCAGGCAAAAUAGUGUCGGUCAAGAAUCGUGUACAAGACGAUGGCUUUAUCGGACAACAUAUGUCAACUUUCUCUGGUUUCUUAUUGUAUCAGAACUAUGGUUCGACUGGUAGUAUUAUAGGAAAAUAAACUUUAAUAAAAUUGA